CAUCUAGAUCGAGAUUCAUAUUUCAUUAAGUACAAAAACAUUUUAAUGUUUUAAGAUGGCAAAGUUAAAGAGGACAACGAUUACAAACAUGACCAGUGUGUCUGAGGUAGAGGCAAGACAGGCAUGUAACAUAGACUUCUUAAAAUAUAAUGUUGAUAACAAAUCAGAAGACACGUAUCAAGCGGUUCAGUUACCAAAUGAGAUUACAAUAAAAGUAUUAUCUUACCUAGACACAAUCGAAGUGUUAAGGAUGGCGACUGUGUGUAAGUCUUGGAAGGAUUUGAUCCACACUACGCCCAGUGUAUGGCGAAACAUUCACCUGCAGUUAUCAUGUAAUAGAAAAUCAUCCCACAACAAAAGAACUUUUCUAUGCGCGCAACAAUUCGGAAUGCAUUUCCGGAAAUUAUCUGUCUCGUGCUCUCACGAUCAUCAAACUGCCAUUUGCAAAUUCAUGGCUAUCGACUUCCGGAAACUUUUACUCAGCCUGCAUCAAACGAGUCUAACGUCGAUAAAAAUAACUGACCUGCAGCUUCGGGGCGCUUUGCUGAGUACAGUAAAAAGUAUUACAGAGAUUCUAACUCGUAUUUUAUCCAGGUCUGACAGGAUACAGUGCUUUAAAAUGUCGUCCGCGCAGUUUAGAGUUGAAGAAGGCAUCAAUGUUCUAGACACUGUCUUUUCCGAGUCCCGUGGAACUUUAGAGACUCUUUACGUGGACACGUUUUUUCGAGAGUCAUUGUUGGGCUACCCUAGGAGAGAACAGGACAAACUGACCAAUGGCAUCCUUUCUCUUACCCGAUUAACAAAACUAGGGAUUGACUAUCUACAUCUGACUGAUGGGUUUUUGACAGCUCUGUCUAGAUCACACGCAGGGCAGCUAAAGAGACUAACAAUUGUGGCAAAAUAUUUGAUGGAUGAUGGGCCAAGAAUUUUUAAUUACGGAACUAAGCUAGCAACGAACUCUUGGUUGACUUUGGCAGGAUCUUGUCCAGAGCUGAAGGUGGUGUUUGUGACAGACGGAUAUACCUUAGCACGUUUGAAUUCCUGUAUGGAGAUACUGGAUCGUGUUAUGCCCAUCUACAAGAUAAAGCUGAUGCUUGACUUUGGAUAUCAUGACGAUUUAAAUAGCUCACGCUUCACGAAUUUGCUCAACGAAAUCACGGCUAACUUCAGAAAUAGUCUGGUCAAGCUUGAACUGGAACAUUGGCACCCUACUGGCCAAAUUGAUGCAGCUUUUCUAGACCUUGUCCGAAAAUGUCAACUUCUGACGCAUAUAAAGGCCACCGCCUACUUCUCUGACCCGGAGACUGAGAGGAUUGCCCUGGAACUGGUACAUGCCAGAAGACGCCAGCAAGAGAUGAGAGAGUCCCAGGAGAUGCCCAACAAGCGGGCGAAACUAACCCCGGCCGACGGUCCAGGUUCGGAUCCCGCUUAGGCCACAGCACCGCUAAACCGUCCUUAGAACCAGAACUGACGGGGUACGCUUAGCGUCCGGACAGGUGCACGAUGGUUUUUGAUUCACCUAAAGACACACCUGACACACUUUUAAGGGGAUUGUUACAGAUAUUGACAUCUUUUCUGCAUUACUAAAAAUACAUAUUUAAAA
Physella acuta is the source of this 1603-nucleotide messenger RNA. RefSeq lists its product as uncharacterized. Gene Ontology annotation, biological process: positive regulation of protein ubiquitination. Lineage: Eukaryota; Metazoa; Mollusca; Gastropoda; Physidae. Gene Ontology annotation, molecular function: protein binding. The record is from RefSeq and is a predicted model, not a curated record.